Messenger RNA from Pterocles gutturalis (yellow-throated sandgrouse), 891 nucleotides. RefSeq names its product cyclin-dependent kinase-like 1 (CDC2-related kinase) (gene CDKL1). Gene Ontology annotation, cellular component: nucleus. The record is from RefSeq and is a predicted model, not a curated record. The annotation marks the transcript as partial. Gene Ontology annotation, molecular function: cyclin-dependent protein serine/threonine kinase activity; ATP binding. The transcript is spliced from 8 exons. Gene Ontology annotation, biological process: protein phosphorylation. Lineage: Eukaryota; Metazoa; Chordata; Aves; Pterocliformes; Pteroclidae.
CAACUGAAACACCCCAACCUGGUGAACCUGCUGGAAGUGUUCAGGAGGAAGCGGAGGCUGCAUCUGGUCUUCGAGUACUGCGACCACACCGUUCUCCAUGAGCUGGACAAGCACCCCCGGGGGAUGCCGGAGCAUCUAGUGAAGAGCAUAACCUGGCAGACCCUCCAAGCUGUGAACUUCUGCCAUAAACACAAUUGCAUCCACCGCGAUGUAAAGCCAGAAAACAUCCUGAUAACAAAGCACUCGGUCGUCAAACUUUGUGAUUUUGGAUUUGCUCGCCUACUGACUGGUCCGAGCGAUUACUACACAGACUACGUGGCUACCAGGUGGUACCGCUCUCCGGAGUUACUUGUGGGAGACACGCAGUACGGCCCUCCCGUGGACGUGUGGGCAAUAGGCUGUGUCUUUGCAGAGCUGCUCUCUGGGGUUCCCCUCUGGCCUGGCAAGUCCGACGUGGACCAGCUGUACCUCAUCCGGAGAACCCUGGGGGAUCUUAUUCCCAGGCACCAGCAAGUGUUCAGCACCAACCAGUUCUUCAGCGGGGUGAGAAUUCCAGACCCAGAGAGCAUGGAGCCGUUAGAAAUGAAAUUCCCUAAUAUUUCCCACUCCGCUUUAGCUCUCAUGAAGGGUUGCCUUCAUAUGGACCCUGCAGCGAGGCAGACGUGUGAGCAGCUGCUGCAGCAUCCGUAUUUUGACAGCAUCAGGGAGGCAGCAGAUCUGGGGAAAGAACAUGAAAAAACGGCUCGGAAACCAGCCAGGCUGCCUCGGAAGCACGUGGCAGGGUUACAGCACCUGCCUCAGCUGACCAGCAGUAACAUUCUGCCGGCUUUGGACACCAAGAAGUACUGCUGCAAAACAAAGAAAUCAAACUACCAUUUCCCUAACAUCUAA